Messenger RNA from Hordeum vulgare subsp. vulgare (domesticated barley), 1456 nucleotides. Its product is annotated as plasmodesmata-located protein 6. The coding region runs from base 147 to 1139 and encodes 330 amino acids. Lineage: Eukaryota; Viridiplantae; Streptophyta; Magnoliopsida; Poales; Poaceae. The transcript has 3 exons. Gene Ontology annotation, cellular component: plasmodesma. The record is from RefSeq and is a predicted model, not a curated record.
CUCCACACUCACGAACACUUGCAGAACCACACUCUCUCCCUCGCUACUCUUCUCCCAUUCUCCUCCGUGUUCACCUUCCACAGCUUCCUAAGUCUCUCCGAAGCAUCAAACACUAGCACGUCCAAGCCGAUCGAGAAGUUCCAAGCAUGUGGAAGCUUCUCGCAGCAACGGCUCUGCCGAUCCUGAUCUCGUUGCUCGCCGUGCGCGCGCGCGGCGCUGACGACUACACGGCGUUCGUGUACGCCGGGUGCUCGCAGGCGCGCUACGCCGCCGGCACCCAGUACGCCGCGGACGUCGACACCGUGCUCUCGACCCUCACCGACACCGCGGCUUCCACGCCCUAUGCCAACUACACCCCCCCGUCCGGCGCCGCCACGGGCCUGGUCGGGCUCUACCAGUGCCGCUCCGACCUCCCCGCCGCCGUCUGCGGCGUCUGCGUGAAGUCCUCCGUCUCCAAGCUCUCGUCCCUCUGCAACUCGGCCGCCGGCGGCGCGGUGCAGCUGCGCGCGUGCUUCGUUCGCUACGGCAACGACUCGUUCCUCGGGAAGCCGGACAACACGGUGCUGUUCAAGAAGUGCGGCGGCGAGAGCGGGGACGCCGGCGUCGCGGCGCUGCGCGACGCCGCGCUCGGCGCCCUCCAGGCCGCGUCGUCCCCCGCAGCCGAUGGCUCGUACCGCGCCGGCGCGGCCGGGUACGUGCAAGCCAUGUCGCAGUGCGUGGGGGACCUCGGCGCCAAGGCGUGCACCGACUGCGUCUCCAUCGCCGCCUCGCAGCUCAAGGCCGGCUGCGGCGACGCCUCCGCCGGGGAGGUCUACCUCGGCAAGUGCUACGCGCGCUUCUGGUCCAAUGCCGGCACCAGCGGCGGCGGGGCCACCCCCGGAGGAGGCAACGUCAUCGGCGGCGGUAACGUCGGCCCCAUCGGUGACGGCGGAAACGGCAUCGCUGGCGGCGGCACCGUCGGCGUCCCGGGCGCAGGAACUGGAUACGGAUACGGGUUCGUGCCACGUCCGUACGGCGACGUCCAAGAUGGUUCCGGGAAGACCCUCGCCAUCAUUAUCGGCAUCGUGGCCGCGGCCGCCAUCAUCAUCAUCUUCCUCUCCUUCGUCCGAAGAGCCCGCGCCGCCAAUGGCAAAAGCUAAGGUAAGGGUUGCAGCAGGGAUGGUCGCCAGUCGCCACUAUUAGCUCAGAUUGGAUCGCUUGGUGGCUUUUGGCUUGGGCGUUGCUUUAGUAUCUCUCCUGUUCCUCUUUUUAUCUUUUAGGGUCUCUUUUGCCGUGUCAUCAUAGGGCCAGAAAAACAAAGGGAGGCCAUGCCGCCACUGUGCCGAAUUCAGUAGGGAACUGAAGAUUCCAGCUGCAUGCUACUAGCCACUAAGGAAAAUAUUAUGCAAAAAUAAGAAAAUAUAUAUUUGUUGAAGUGACCCCUAUAUAUAUGGUUCAUGUCCAUGUUAUUGUUGUA